Messenger RNA from Electrophorus electricus (electric eel), 2344 nucleotides. RefSeq names its product G protein-coupled receptor 184 (gene gpr184). Gene Ontology annotation, cellular component: membrane. Gene Ontology annotation, biological process: G1/S transition of mitotic cell cycle; negative regulation of G2/M transition of mitotic cell cycle; G protein-coupled receptor signaling pathway. Gene Ontology annotation, molecular function: G protein-coupled receptor activity. The record is from RefSeq and is a predicted model, not a curated record. NCBI's taxonomy places the organism in Eukaryota, Metazoa, Chordata, Actinopteri, Gymnotiformes, Gymnotidae.
UCAUCUGGUCUCUUUUCACACUGAAGGAAGGAACCUUGGCUAAAGUGCAUGUAUGUACAUGCGUAUAUGUUACGGAAGCUAGACAGAUAUGAGCUAAUACUCCUUUUGUGGUCCCUGGAAACUGGAGCUUAUUGGAGCUUUUGCAAUUGGAAUAGGACUCUCCUGCUUCAAAAAGCUGAAAUUUUCAACCUUCAGGGGGAGAAACUGUUGAAAUUCGCUUGAUGUGACGCAGAUGAUGGAUACAAGCAUAAAUCAGACAGGCAACUGGACUUGUGUGAACUUUGAAAUCAACCCAGUUAAUGAUCUUCUAAUGUCCAUCUACAUUAUUACAUUGAUUCUGGGCAUCAUUUUCAAUCUUCUCACUGCUUGGCCCAUUGUGCAGCAGAUACGUAACAAGAACGUGCUCGGGGUCUACCUCCUCAGCUUGUCCGUCUCGGAUCUGCUCUACAUCCUCACCAUGCCUAUGUGGAUUUAUUACUACCACCAUGAUCACAAAUGGACUUUUAGCAAGGGCCUGUGCAAACUGGCUGGGUUCUUCUAUUACUCCAACAUGUAUAUAAGCAUCUGUCUUCUGUGCUGCAUCUCCAUUGAUCGUUGUUUUGUGGUCACCUUCCCAAUGAGGGCCAAGAUCUUCCACCGUUUCAGAUAUGCCUGGAUUAUCUGUGGGCUUGUCUACAUUUUAGUCAUGGGCUUGCACAUUCUGGUGCUCCACAUGGAAAGUCUGACAGAACCCCUGGACCAACAGCGCUGUUAUGAGACCUACCCCAUGACAAAGUACGUGGCCCUUUUCAAUUUCCUGCGAGUGGCCAUUGGUUUUCUGCUGCCUCUGCUGGUCCUAGCAGUUUGCUACUAUCAGAUUCUGAACAAAGUGCAGGAGAUCAGAGGGCUGGAUGUGCAGGGCAAGCACAAAAUCAAGCUGCUGUCUGUUGGGGUCAUUGCAAUCUUUGCAAUUUGCUUUGCCCCCUACCACAUUCUCCUGCUAUUGCGGUCAAUUGCAUUUAACAGGAUGGACAGGAAACAUUACUGCUCUUUUGAGCAAGCACUGCACAUCUACUUCUCAUGUACCUUGGCCCUGUCCAGCAUUAACAGUGCUGUAGAUCCACUGCUUUAUGUGCUGGUCAGUCGCAGCGCCAGGGAAAAUAUGAAGUGGUGUUGUGUUGGAAAACAGGCAGAACAAUCUUAAAGUGGAGGUCCAGAAUGGAGGGUCUUGAGAAAUGAAUGAUGGGCUUUAACAGCUGUGGGCUGAUUCCUGUUUUCAACUUUUUAAUCACGAUGUCCAUCUGCUUUGGUCAAAAGUGAGAUUGCUACAGGGAAUAGCAGUGUUUUAAUAUCCUGUUCUAUUCUGAAGAGGGCAGGCUAAAUUAUGAGCUGCUGUGUUAUUAGAAAGGAGGAGCAGUGUGGCUGGGUGACUAUCAAAGACAAAUUUAAACUGCACUUAUGGAUUUUCUGAAUAAUGAGAGCUAGAAUUGCUGGCUUUGGAGGACCCUUGAGUCUCGUAUGGUGUGGGCAUAUCAGAAGUGUCCUUAUUGUAAUAAAAUCUUCCUUAAUUUAUCAUACUUAGUUGUCAUGUCAGUGAAACAAUGUUUUGCCUGCAAAUUAAAUGAAUGUAUGCUGUGUUUGACCUAUAAAUCCAAAUGUUCAAGAUAAGCUGAAUUUAUCUGGAAAUAGUUUUCAUAUGAAUGUUUUUUUUCCUAAUAUAUGGGGUACACUCUUUGAUGGUGACUUGGUUUCUAUACUUCUAUACCACUGUCAGGUUUAGCUGCAUGGUAUGGUAUUGUGGUAAUGAGAACUACACAUAUUGGUUACAUGUCCAGUGUUUAUGAAGAAACAACAACACAUUCAAUUUGAAGGAAAAUGCAUAAUGUGAGUGAUAGAGUGGUGGACUUACAAAGCAGAGGAUUCUGGAGUUCUACUGUAAUCAGCAAAUGUGUAUGGGGAAAACAGUAGCACACAUGGCUCUGAUAGGAGCUCAAGUACUUCUGAAAGUACAUUUGGCAUGGGAGCAUAGCUGCGCUGCUACUUGUGAAGGGGCAGGCUCGGGUUCCAUAAUUACCUCAGCCAAUGAGUGCAUCCCAUGAGGCCAAACUCCACACCCGUCUGUAUGUCCCCCUGCAGUCAUUUACUUCUGUAAAUAGGUGGGAUCUGACUGAAUGAUAAAUAGGAGGAAUCUGGCUGAAUGUUGUUUUGACCAUAUGUCAUUUUCUGCAAAUAAAUGCUGUAAAUGGCAAUAUUUCUAUUAGGUAUUUGAAAGAAAUGUCAGUAAUUAAUGGAAUAAAAGAAACAAACAAAAAAAUGUUUAUUUAACUCAAACACCUAUACAUAAUAAAACCACAGAAACUAUCAA